AUGGGCAAGUCGAGACGAAACAGAGGUGGCCAAAGCCAUCGCAAGGACCCCAUCGCCAAAACCGUCAAGCCGCCCUCCGACCCCGAGCUCGCUGCUCUGAGGGAGAAGUCCAUUCUGCCCAUCAUCAAGGACCUGCAGAGCUCCGACCCCAAGUCGCGCACCGCUGCUGCCGAGGCCGUCUCAAAUAUCGUAUCCAAUGAAAAGUGCCGCAAGUUGCUCUUGCGCGAGCAGAUCGUCCACAUCAUCCUCAACGAGACCCUCACCGACGCCAGCCUCGACAGCCGCGCCGCCGGCUGGGACAUCUUGAGGGUCCUCGCCGAAGAGGAGGAGUCCGACUUUUGCAUCCACCUCUAUCGCCAGGAUGUACUGAGUGCCAUGGGAUUCGCCUCCCAGGCCAUCCUCCAAAACGUCGCCAGCGCUGCUACUCUGAGCAAGGCUGAUUUGAAGGCGACCUGGGCAAUUGCCGAGCCUGUCAUCGCUCUCUUGUCCGCCCUGGCCGAGGCUCAAGAUGAGAUUCUCGAGGCAAUCGUCACCAUCGAGGCCGUCAAGAACCUCCUCUUCGCAAUCAUCGCUUACGCAGACUCACCGCCAAACAUCUGUCUCGAUGCCCUUUCUGCCCUCCUUACCUUGUCCGAGGACAACACCCGUCUCGCCCGGGACGUUGUUGCCGACGACAGCCCCAAGCCCCUGACGGCUCUGAUCAAGUUGCAAGGCGUGUCCGGCGCCAAGGGUGUUUUGGCCUGCGGUGUUUUGCACAACAUUCUCACUGCCCUGCAAUGGUUCGACGGCACCCCCGACCAAAAGAGCCUGUCUGAUGCGUCCCUGAUCCCGACCCUAUCCUCAGCACUGAGGGAUCCCAAGCAGGACUCCGACCUGCCGCCCAAGUGCCAGUGGUCCAACCCGACCGAGGUGCUGCAGCUGGCGUUGGAGAUCCUGGCCGACAUUGGCACAACCCUCCAGCAGUCCAUGCGGGGCAGCGGCAGCAAGGACGGGGAGGAGUGGAACGGAAUCGGCGACGGAGACGACACCGCCAUGGACGAGGAUGACAAAGACAUGGAGCACGCUUCCGGCGACGAGGACAACGCUGGCGAGGACGGCAAUGACGACGACGACGAUGACUCAAUGGACGAAGACGCGCUGCAGGCCGACAUGGACUUGGUCACUGGCGUUGACGACGACGACGACGAGGCCGGCAUGGACGACCUGCCUACCCUGCGCGAGCUGGUGCAGCAGGCCGUCCCGCAACUCGUUGCCCUCGCGACCGCAUCUUCGCAGUCCGAGGAUGCCGCACAGCUCCAGGCGCAUGCCCUGUCCGCCCUUAGCAACAUUGCCUGGUCCGUCUCCGUGUUCGAUUUCUCCCAAGACCACAACGCCGCCAUCCUGAAGGCAUGGACGCCCUCCGGCAAGGCCAUCUGGAGUAACGUCAUUGUCCCCAUCCUGGCCGCCAACACCGCCGACGUCGAGCUGGCGACCAAGGUGACCAGCCUCGCGUGGGCCGUCUCCCGGAGCCUACCUGGACGCGUGCCCCUAGGCGGCGACGAGCACAACAAGUUCAUGGCUCUCUACCAGGCGACCAAGGGUCUUCACCAGCCCAACGCAAACGGCGACAAGUCCAAGGACGAGGAGCCCGAGGACCCGUUCCAGGGCCUCGGCGUCAAGUGCAUCGGCGUCCUGGGCCAGCUGGCAAGGGACCCUGCCCCCAUCGCCCUCAACAGGGAGAUCGGCGUCUUCCUCACCACCGUCGUCAACGCGCUGCCCGAGACCCCCGCCGCCGACGCCGUCGAGGCCCUCAACCAGCUGUUCGACAUCUACGGCGACGAAGACCUGGCGUGCGACAAGGAGGUCUUCUGGAAGGACAACUUCCUGCCGCACCUCGAGGCGGCCCAGCCCAAGGUCAAGGCCUUGGUGAAGACGAUCGAUAAGAGGACGCAGCCAGAGCUGCGCACCCGGGCGGACGAGGUUGCGCUGAACCUCGGGCGGUUCAUCCAGUACAAGAAGAAGCAGCAGCAGCAGCAGCAGCAGUAG
This is a messenger RNA of Colletotrichum graminicola M1.001, 2025 nucleotides long. RefSeq lists its product as uncharacterized. The coding region runs from base 1 to 2025 and encodes 674 amino acids. The transcript has 2 exons. Lineage: Eukaryota; Fungi; Ascomycota; Sordariomycetes; Glomerellales; Glomerellaceae. The record is from RefSeq and is a predicted model, not a curated record. Gene Ontology annotation, biological process: ribosomal large subunit biogenesis; protein import into nucleus.